This is a messenger RNA of Physella acuta, 5719 nucleotides long. RefSeq lists its product as uncharacterized. Gene Ontology annotation, biological process: positive regulation of cell population proliferation; epidermal growth factor receptor signaling pathway; positive regulation of mitotic nuclear division. The record is from RefSeq and is a predicted model, not a curated record. NCBI's taxonomy places the organism in Eukaryota, Metazoa, Mollusca, Gastropoda, Physidae. Gene Ontology annotation, molecular function: growth factor activity; epidermal growth factor receptor binding.
ACUCUCACAGGCGUCUUACACUGUUCUACCUCGUCUGCUGGACGAUAAUGGGGUGUAGUGGUUGAUUGGUUUCGUACCGCGCUUAGCCCUGACUGCUUUUUUUUUUUAGUUUGGAAUAGUAAAGCACCCUUUCAUAUACUGCGUUUGUAUAGUGUUUGGAUUUAUCAUGGAGGAGGAGCGUAAAGCGAUACCACGUACUGACAAACUCAGUGUUAAGACUAUUGUAUUGAUGGUAUGUGAACCAAUUCUGGCAUAGUGACUCAGUAUUUGGAUUGCUAUUUUUUUUUUCUUAAAAGGAUGUUAAAAAAUGUAGUGUGUAUUUCAUAGUGAAGGAACAGGUAGCUUAACAAGGUGUUUUCUGAUGUUGGGAAGGUGUUGGUUUUUUUUUCUUCUUCACGUCUGGUUUUGACAUUGCAGAUUUUUAAACAAUUCCUUUUUUCUCUCCUUUGAUGUGUUUUUGUUUAGAGCAAGUUGGAAAAAGUACUCAGUUUAGGAAACACUAUUGUAAUGGAAAAUGUGACAACUCGUUUCUGUGACAUUUUUUUUUCCUUUUUUAACAAACAAAAAUAAAAACCGUUAUGGAUAUUUGUGUAGCACAAUUUAAAAAAAAAAAAUCAUAUAUUCUAAUUGUUUCUGUUGAAAAUUCUCAAAGGAUUAUUGCAUCUGCCACGAGCACACGAGCAAGUUAAAAAACUCGAUUUAGAAAUCCGAGCGGAGAAUUCAUCCCAGCUCUGCCGCCUGAAUUAGUCGACUGGCCGCGCCAAAGGUGUUGAGGAUUAUGCUCUUCUGUCACGACAGCGUCACCGGAUGUGUUUGUGCCUGCCUUCCACGCAGCGGCCGUCGUACACUAUUUCCUUCCUGCGUCGACAAACACCCACGCAUUGUUCGCCGAGCCGUCCAAGGGAGGGCGAACACCAGUCCCCCACAGUCGUAUCACACACCUCCGGUCGUGUGACCGUCGCGUCCCUGGCACUUUGCGUGUGCGCAAGUACAGCUCACGUCCUUUAUUAAGUGCGCCGGCUGCGUUGUUCAUCCAUUCACGUUCAGAGGGCGCGCGGGGUUCUGCUGUUGUUGUUUUUUUUUUAUUUAAAAAAAAAACCCAGCACUCACCCCUUUAUCGAGUUCCCAAAGACAAUCAAACACAUAAAAGGGGGCUCGGAGAUAUUAGAGUUUGAUGCCCGUCUGCGCAGGUCGACGUGGUAAGAUCCAUACCACUCAUGGUCUCAUAACCACCCGAGAGCGUUGCACUCAAAAUGUGCUCGCGGCCACCAUGGGAGAAACAUCAGGAGCUGUAGCCGCGCUGAGCCUGGGCCGCAUGAUUCUUGUCUCCCUCUUGGUGUGGUGCUACUGCUUGGCCGGUUGCCUUGGGGAGCCAGCUCCCCCCGCGGUGCUCACAAAGGCGCUGGAAAUCGCUGGUCACCUGGAGACGCUCCAACACAAAGCAGACGCAGCACGCUUCGACCAAAGUCCUUCGUUAGACUCGGAGAGGUUGACUGGCCUCACGCAGUACAUCCAUGAAAACAGGGAUCGCAUUCCAUUUGGGAAAAGCCUAGAAAUGGAAGAGCUCGUGGAGGUUUUACUCUUAUUCAUCAACGAGCAUUUAAAAAACGACGAGGAUCAAGGAUAUUCCACCGAGUCGGAUUUGCCGAAUAUUUACAUUCAAACCAACGAGAACGUCGAGUCAUCUGAUUUAAAUAACAUCAAAAACACCCACGAAUCCCACGACGAGGAAACGAAAACAAAGUUUCAACAGUUUUUAACCAAUGUUAUCGCCAUCGCUAAGGAAACCUUACAGUCAGAGCGACCGAAGCAGGCGCCCUCACAAUCAUCGGCUCAGACUUUGCAACACGACCCUAAAGACAUCUCGGUAGAAGAGUUACGGGGAUUAGUAAGUGAUAUCCAGCUGUAUAAAUUUCUCAGAGCUAACCACGACGCAUCGGGGCCUGAUUUUGCUGACUUGGUCCGUGUGUACCUAAGAAAUAAUUUAAAACGUUCAGACCACAACGGCGUCGCCCUAUCUCUGUUGGCUAACAGCAGUCCUCAAAGCAAUGAUAACGAUGAGCGAAGUCAAAACGCUUUUUUUGACCAAGAAAAAUCACAUUCAUUGCCUUUUGAGUCAGAUACCUCACAAAAUACCGACACAGGUUUUUCUCUGUUGACGAAACUGCCGGUGAGGCAAAAUAGACAGAACGGACUCAAUGACCCGGUCUCUUUGGAAUCCAUCGUCCACAGAUCGGUGAAAAGUUCGAGGGAUAGCCCUCGGGGGGACGGGGAAUAUAGUUACAAUUCAUUGACGCACCUGAAGGAUCAGUCCAUCUAUGCCCCAGAUAGCAACCACGAGGAUUCUUUCAGAGGGCCCCUCGUCGCUGAUGAAAACAACAACAACAACAAACUCGAAAACAAACACUUAAUCGAACAGAUACGAGACGCCUACCAAGACGAGCGUCGGUCAACGAGCCUGGCGGGCAGCGAAGAGUUGACCAGAAACUUGUCCACCUACCUGGGCGCCUCCAAUUUUUACCUCAGCAGGACCAGGCGGAGCUCCCCUACGGGCAAAAAGAAAAAAAAUGGCCGCCAGAGGCUGUUCAUCUCUUUCGGUCACGUGUCACCGUGCGAGCUCAAAGACAGACAUUUCUGCAUGCACGGGGGGACCUGCGUCUUCGUCGCCGCUCUGGAUAUCAAAACUUGCAGGUGUCCACUGGGCUACACAGGUGUUCGAUGUGCCAUCAUUGACCAGGAGUACAUACUCAGUUUACUGACCAACUUGAUCUUCACCUCAGCCUAGUCCAGUUACAAGCUAAAAGGUUUACCGUAAAUCACACAGUGGCUGAUGCCGUCGAGUCGGUAAACACAGAAGGACCUACUGUCUUAAAGGAAAGCAAAAGUAUAAUUUAUUUAUUCAACAGAAUUUGUAUCGUGUGUGUCGUCUGUGAAUGGUUAUACGUUUUAACAAAAUUGUCAACCGGCUCAAGAAAAGUUUUUUUUUUUUUUUUUGAGCUUUAUAAAAUGGCCAUGUACGUGUGAAUUAUUUAAGCUUAGAUAGCGAUUUUAUUUUUAUGAUAUUUGAUUCUGUAAAGAUAAUUUGAAAAACCUCAUCUUUGUUAUUUCAUUGUAUGGUGUUUCUAUUAUUCAACCCAUAACAUACGAAUCGUUACAUAUAAAAAAAAAUCGUGUUAAAACAAACAUGAAAAUUGUUGCCUCAUCUCUUCGGCCAGAUUUUGUAAUUAUGAUCUGGCAAUAUUAACUCAUGUUUUGAAAAUUCAGCACUGUAACUGUACGUGUCAAAUUAAAAUAACAUUAUAACUUUAUUUGACCGUAUCAUGAACUUAUUUAUCUGGCCAUGUCUCAGUAUGUCUUGCCAUAUAUGCCACACUCAUGAAUGCUGUUUUGUUUUACUGCUUAGGCGACUUGAUUCCACGGCAUUUUAGAUAAAGGGAUAAAACAUUUAUAACUUCUACAAAUAGAUCUAUUUGGGAUCCUGGAUGUCCUAAGGAUAUAUAUAUAAUUAAGAUCCAUAUAUACUGUUAUAUUCAUAUUUAUAUAUAAAAGAUAAUGAGGUCAACGUGGGCGGCGUGGUCGAAUGGUAGAUCGUAAGACUAACCUCGAGUUCGAAUCCGGGUUCAAGGGUCCACCCAGCUCUGAUGGGUAACUGGCUCAGGUUAGGGAAAGUUAACGCUGCUGGGUAUAGGGCUAGUAAGUAGGUCAAAAACCAGUUCUACGGCUAAAUAAAACCUACAUGAGCCAUAGAACUGGUUGGCCACCUACUUACCAGCCGUAUAGUUCUGACCACGCUAUUCCUUCAAAUGCCCAGGUCACAGAAACAGCUGCAUUCUACUUUGCUUGCCCCGAUAGACAGCCAGGUUUGAAAGUAUCUAAACGUUUAAUGUUGCCACCCCCACCCCCUCCUUUCCAUAAUAAAAGUCUGAACCCGCCAAUACCUUAACUCGCGUAUCAAAACAGUUUACCACACCACGAUCGGACCAACCGCAUACAUGAGCAAAACAAAACGCCUUUACUGAACACGCCGUCGACUAGAUCCAAGAGUGAACCAAAUGGUAAGAAUGUAAUCAGCCGACCAGCGAUUGCCCGUGAUGUUACCCACCUUGACGUCUACAGGUGGCCCGCGAGGAAGACCUAACAGUUUUAUCAGGUUUAUUGUCUCAACAUGGCGCUCUCUCGGAGCGAGGCUGACAUUUUCCUGCUCGCGUUCGACCCCCUUGUUUUAUCAGCUACGAUUGCCCUCGUGACGUCAGAUGUCUUCUCUAUCGGUUUUUUAUUAGAAAGGAAUUUUUUUUUAAAUGGGAGCGCAGGUCAAGGUGUGUGUGGUGUUUUCAUUAUUUUAGACAUCCAGACCUAUUUAGUCCCGUGUCUUGUUUAGUCUUAGACGUGGAUCUUAUUUGUGGUGGAGGGGGGGGGGGGGGGGGUUCCUAGGCUAGGGAUAAACUUGUUUUGGGCAGAUUGUUAAUGCACUCAUAUCAGAACUAACGUGCUAAUUCUAUGACAUAUUUAACGGUGAGCCUUCUGGGAAAUGUCAAACAAGUCCCAGAAAAAUAAAAUACCUUUUGAUUCAGUGUCGCAUCCAAGUCUUAGAGAAAACAAAUCUAUUUGAAAAUAUGAGAAAACAGAAAUCUUGGGUUUUUUAGUUGGCAACAAGAAAAAAUUGUCCAUGUCACAUUGUAUAACUUAUAUUUGUUUAAUCAGUUAUGCUAUGUUUAAUUAGUUAUGAUUUUCAAAACUAUUUACGAUCCUUGUUUGAUCUCAUAGCUUAGUUACAGUAUAUAUGAGCAGUUAUUUUAAAGACAAUUAUUAACAAUAUCUUUACAAACAACUUUCAUUUUUUUCUAAAAGAAGAACAAAUUUUAAUUAAUAAACCUAUUAACAAUAACUCUACAGAUUACUUUAAUCUUUCUAAAAGAAAAAAAAAUUUUACUCAAAAAACACUGCUUUGAUUAAUUGAUCUUGGUUGGACAAAAUGCUAUGUAAGCAAAUCCAAAAAGAAAAGCAGGCUGAAAUCGGAUUCAACCAGUUGACUCGUAAUACUGAAUUGUGUUGAAAGGAAUCCCUCCUAACAAUAAAAUAAAGAAGAAUAGUUGUAUACGUUAACACUAGUAUAUUGACAAUAUGUCGGUUUGGCCUAACACAGUGAUAUAUUAGACGUUUCUGUAUUGUCGCCGUUUUUUUUAACAAAGAAAUGUCAUUGUUGAACAAUCGUGCUGUGUUGUUUAUUCUUGUGUUAAAACAAUGUCAUAACUUAUUUCGCACUUGUGAAAUAUUCUACAUAUACUGAAGUCAUAUCGUGGGAAGCGAUGUUUCUGUAUUUUAAAAAAGUUUUAAUUUUUAAAAAAUCACAACAAAUAAAGUUAAAGAUUAUUCCGAGUAGCCUAAGUUUUUUAAUUGUAUAAUCAUAAAGUCGGCAGAACAAAGUACUGAUAGUAGUGCUCUUUGCAGUUGCGUAGCGAAGGCGGGAUUCAUGAUGAAGUUCCCCCACCCCCCGGGGUAAAAUGUAGCUACUUCAGUGACAUAGGAACUCCUGUCUAAUUAUUCUCUAUCCAACGCGAAACAUCUGCUCUAUACCGGGGUCUUGUUCAACUCUUGUUCAACUCGAGAGCCAUGUUCAAACAUCUCUCAUGACAAUACGUAAUUGAUUCAUUAAUACUUUAAUUGUUUAAUUAAUCUUCUUCUUUGCUUGUCUGCCCAUGUUAUCUCCUAUGUAUUCGUA